AUGCUGGGUGGGCAUUCGCACCCUGGUGUUGCGAAAUGGAAGGCGGUACUGGACAUGUACAAGCGCCGCCAUCUGGGAUGGGCCAGCGCGGCCCGAUUGUUGAUCCAGAACGCCAGCUAUGAGAUUCCUGCCUUGAAGAAGCAGGCAGCUGCAUGCGAGCGGCAGGUGGCUGACUGUACGGCACGGCAGGCCGAUCUUGAUCGCCAGGAGGCGAACGCACGGACGAGGUAUCGCGAGCUUCUGGCAGAGAUGGGGAUCGAAGGCAUCGACAUCCGCAACGAGCUGACUGCACACUCUGCUCAGGAGCUUCCAAAGUUGGCGCUGGAGAUGUUCGAAAUCCUUCGCGAUGUUGGCGAGGAUCUGCACAGCUACUACCGGGCCUUCGGUGGCCACGUGGCGGGUAGGCCAGCCACGGAUGUCGAGGUUCUCCCGUUCCUCCUGGCCGUGGCAACGUCGUCUGAGGUCAAUGUCGAGGACCUAGAAGAGAAGGUGCCCGAGUUCCGCACUGCCAGGGUUGAUGCCGAGAGUAGGAAAGCGCGGCGCCCACAGCCCGUGGUUGCUGAGCCUGUAGCAGCAGGAGCCAGCGCCACAAUAGAUUGGGGCAUCACCAUGGCGAGUGAGGGUGCUGCUGACGCCGGUUCUGGUGGCAUCAACUGGGAGGUCGAUGAUGCCAAAGAGGCGCCGGCGAUCUCGACGACCGAGACAGGUGCCCAAGGCGGCAUCGAUUGGUCUGCAAUCUCCUUCGAUGGCCUGGAGGUGUCUGCCGAGAAGGAUCCGGAAGAUGUCGCGGCUUCUCAGGGCCCCGGGCUUCUCCUAGCCGACCAUGCAGCACGUGAGCUCUUGAUGCGAGAGGUGGCGGAGGCAGUAGCAUUCCUCGUCGAGCGCUGUGCUGACCUCGCGGCCGGGGGUGCGGGAAGCGAGGAGUACGGCCCUCGGGAGGAGCAGCGAUCGCUGGCAGAGGUGGAAGGCUUCCGCGACAAGAUUAACAAGGUGGAGGGCAUCCUCACCUCUCGCCGAACGCAGCGAUUGGUUCUACUCCACAGCUCCAAGAGCUAUCUGGAGCGGGCCGCGCGGAGGAUAGAGGUCGCCAAGCAACAGUGCGGCAAGCCCGGUCAGCGCAAGGCCGAGCUGGAGAAGGUCAAGGCUGAACAGCUGGCGGAAGCAAAGCGGGCCAGGGCCGAGAUCGACAAGCUAAAGUCCGCCACUGUGGCGGCGAAAGAAGACUUGGAGGGGGAGCUUUCCGCCCACUUCAAGUCGACAGUCCGCAUCGUCGGUGAGAUCUUGCAGAUCUGA
Molecule: messenger RNA, 1293 nt
Organism: Symbiodinium sp. CCMP2456
Lineage: Eukaryota; Dinophyceae; Suessiales; Symbiodiniaceae
Source: the annotation of a GenBank genome assembly